Molecule: messenger RNA, 6455 nt
Organism: Pseudophryne corroboree (corroboree frog)
Lineage: Eukaryota; Metazoa; Chordata; Amphibia; Anura; Myobatrachidae
Gene: OPRD1
Product: opioid receptor delta 1
Exons: 3
Coding region: 146-1264 (372 amino acids)
Biological process (GO): neuropeptide signaling pathway; G protein-coupled opioid receptor signaling pathway
Cellular component (GO): neuron projection; plasma membrane
Molecular function (GO): G protein-coupled enkephalin receptor activity; neuropeptide binding
Source: RefSeq, a predicted model, not a curated record
UUCCACUCCCUCCUUUUCUUUCAGUUGAUGAGGAUCGAGCAUCCUGUCCUCAGCAUCCUUCCUGCUGUCUCCACGGUAACACAGACUCUGGUACCACUUGUACUUAGCAUCUGUACUGGAGCAAGUAUUAGCCCACUGCUUGAAUAUGGAGUUAGAACUGUCCACUUCACGGCUAUACUCCUCAGACAUCUUAUUCUACAAUGUUACACAGAACCUCUCCUCUUCUACUCCAUCCAACAGCAGCUUCAGUGUCCCAGGCCAGGGGGUCUCCAGAAACCAUGCUUCAAUUAUAAUGGCUGUGGCAAUCACUGCCCUCUACUCUGUGGUCUGCGUUGUGGGACUGCUCGGGAAUGUCCUGGUCAUGUAUGGGAUUGUGAGGUACACCAAAAUGAAGACAGCAACCAACAUCUACAUUUUCAAUCUGGCACUGGCUGAUGCUCUAGCUACCAGCACCUUGCCCUUCCAGAGUGCCAAGUACCUAAUGGAGACCUGGCCAUUUGGAGAAGUCCUCUGCAAGGUUGUUCUCUCAAUAGACUACUACAACAUGUUCACCAGUAUUUUCACCUUGACCAUGAUGAGUGUGGACCGUUACGUGGCUGUGUGCCAUCCUGUGCGUGCUCUGGACUUUCGAACCCCCUCUAAGGCAAAAGCUGUAAAUGUCUGCAUUUGGAUUUUGUCAUCAGUUAUUGGAGUUCCCAUUAUGGUCAUGGCAGUUACUAAAACAAAUAAAGCUGGCACAAUUUCCUGCACUCUUCAAUUCCCUCGCCCAGAUUGGUACUGGGACACGGUAACAAAAAUCUGUGUCUUCAUUUUCGCCUUUGUAGUGCCAGUCUUGGUCAUUACAGUAUGCUAUGGUUUAAUGAUACUGCGCCUCCGUAGUUGUCGUCUCCUAUCUGGCUCAAGAGAGAAAGACCGCAACCUACGUCGCAUAACUCGUAUGGUCCUUGUUGUGGUGGCUGCCUUUAUCAUCUGUUGGACACCUAUUCACAUCUUUGUCAUUGUGUGGACCAUGGUUGAAAUUGACAAGAGGAACCCCUAUGUGGUGGCUAGCUGGCAUUUCUGCAUUGCUCUGGGGUACACCAACAGCAGCCUGAACCCAGUCCUCUAUGCCUUCUUAGAUGAAAAUUUCAAGAGAUGCUUCAGAGAAUUCUGCAUUCCUUUCCGCUCCCAUUCCGAGCAGAGCAGCUUCAGCAGAACACGUAACACCACUCGGGACCACGUGUCCACAUGUGCUCAGUCGCAUGCCCCCGACAAGCCGGUAUGACUAGACAUGGUCAGCCGAAGGAGAGGAUCCCGAGGCUGCAGUGGAGAAGAUCUGAACUCAGAAGUCACUCAGGUUACCGGUACUACUGAAUUUUAGCAGGAAAUGCAUUGGUCCCUUCUAAAAGGAAGCUGGUUGGAAUACAGAGCUAUCUUAUCACUUUCCAACAAGAUUUCUUGCGGUCUGAACUGAAAAGAAAACUUUUAUACUUUUCCCGCAAAGUUAAGAACCACACUAACUUUUCAUGAAUGGAUCAUGUGACUGAAGAACCCAGCAGCAGCUGGAGGGCUAAACCGUAAGGUUACUCAUGAUAUUGCUACAUAUGUAUCUUCCAGAAAAUGAAAAACUCAACUACUUACCUAGCUGAAUAUAAACAGUUCACUGAACAUUUACUGUAAACUAACUGUAAAGUCAAAUGGCUGGAAGUAGGGAUACUCCUACUGCCCCGAUUUUCAACUAACUGAUUUUUUGUCUUGAGCUUAUAUGUUCCAUAUCUACCGGGGGGGGGGGGGUCCUGGAUGUUUCCCAUCAUGAAAUCAUGUGAGCAAAAAGAGAGGACAUUCACUUGUUAGUGGUGUUUAUCUGGGAAGACAACAAAGCCCUGCUUCAACCUAAACAAGACAACACACUUGCUGGAAUUCAAUCAGGAAAACAACUAAGAAGUGAAAACAUCCAAAUUCACCCAUUCAUAACAAGUUUAGUUUCCUAGAAUACAAAAGAAAAGAAAAGGAAACACUUGUACUUCGGCAUUGAUUUAGACAACUGUUUAACGCCUGUACACAGUUCUACCAGACUACACAUGAUUUUUAAGAAAAGAAGCAAUAAACAACUUGCACAAAAAGCUUGGAAACUAUCAUGAUCUAUUUGUUUGCCUGAAGCAAAGCCUUCUGAUUCUGUGUCACUUUAUAUGUAUGACUGUAUGCCACAUAUAUUAUAGACAUGAAAGGCUGCAAACUUGCUGAACUGUACCCAAAAUUGUUUAUAUUUCAACAGCCUAAUAGGUGUAUGUAGUUCCUAGGGAUCAUGGUGUUUUUUGCUUUGUUUUUUUUCCAGAUAGUACUCAACAGAGCCACCGAGGCAUUGUAUGGGCUCUGCUAUGGAGGACAUUGCAAAUUCUGGGGUCUUCGCAUUCAGGGCCAGGUUAACAAUGCGGUCGAUGGGACUAGAGCUCCAGGCCUCCACAUAAAAAUAGGCCCACCAUCAUGACAGCAUAAUGAUGACCAACUGCCACAAGAUUCAUGUAAAUCUUAUGUAAUAAAAUUUCUAUUUUAGUUAAUGCAAUUUUUCUACUUUUACAUAUUUAGCGAGAAAUUGAAGCUGAUCAUGUAGGGGAUGUACACACCCACAAGGCACUGGCCACACCCACACAGCAUUGGUCACAGCUCCUUCACUUCCCAUAAUAGGCCCUUGAUCAUUUUCAGCCACAGGUCCAUGUGCCCUUAAUUCGGCCCUCUUCACAAUGGCCCUUUGGGGCCCUCUGCUUAAUAUGUGCACCAAAUAGUACCUUGCUCUCUUGAACCCUCAGAGGACACUCCUCUCUGCACUAUGCACCAGUGGCGGACCUACAUUAUUGGGGACCUGAAGCUUGAACUGUUAUGGGGGCUCCUUUGCAACCAUUUAUAGAGUGCAAAUCACAGAGCUAGACUACAACUCCCAGCAGCUCCCGAGUUAGUAAUCGACGCACUUGCAAGCUGAUAGCAACUAUGCUGUACUAAAAGCCUGGUUGUCAUGGUGUCACUGGUGACGAGCUAUAACCAUACAGUACAUAAAAACAAGAAGUGAAAAUCUGAGUUUUGGUGUUAGCGAGACAAGUGCUGCCAUCCCCUUUGGUAUUAAGUGCACUGAAGUUUAAGCUUCAUCAGUUUCAAUGUAGGUCCGCCACUGCUCUGCGCCUCUGGUACUUAAUGGUACACAGUACUAUUGCCUUUUUUUUAUUUUUAUUAGUAAUAGUUUUCAUCUCUUUUAGCAAAGGUGCUUGACUUGUCUGACUGCAGGCCCACUCUUUUAGCUUCAGUGAAAGCAAAUUCCUUCCAAAGGUAUGUGAAAGGUAUGUGAUAAGUCAUUCACUCUGCUGCAAUAUACGAUAGACAGACAGACAGACAGACAGACAGAUAGAUAGACAGAUAGAUAGAUAGAUAGAUAGAUAACUAGAUAGCUAUGCAAGUGUAUGUGAAUAUAUAUAUAUAUAUAUAUAUAUACAUAUAUAUAUAUAUAUAUAUAUAGGUUGAGUAUCCCUUAUCCAAAAUCACACAUUUUUGGUUCCCCUACUGAGACAAUGACACAUAUAUGUAUAUAUUAUAUUAUUUAUCUAUAUAAUAUAUCUGUAUAUACACAUAAUAUAUAAUAUAUAUGUCAUUAUCUCAGUAGGGGACCCAAAAAUGUGGGUUUUUGAAUUUUGGAUAAGGGAUACUCAACCUGUAUACACAUAUCUAUCUAUCUAUCUAUCUAUCUAUCUAUCUAUCUAUCUAUCUAUCUAUCUAUCUAUCUAUACAUCUAUGUUUGGUAAAGUCUUACUUAAUCAUAUAUCUGCACUUCAUAUCCCCUGCUCUUUUAUAUUAACCUGGUUACCAUACAGUAUGUGACUAAAUGUUCCUCAGUUUUCAAAUCUACUGUUGUCUGAACCAUAUUCUCAGGGCUGCAUGUACGCUAGGUCUGUGUCAUGUUUAUGUCACUCCAAUUCAUAUUUCUCUAACUUCAUAUGUUUCAUAUUUAACCUGACUCACCUUGCCUCUAACAACCCAAUCCAUCACUGCACUCCCAGCAUCUCUUGCAUAUACCCACUAUGGAACCUUGGUGAGAGGCUCUGAUUAGCCAUGCUAGUGAUGCAGUCCUAUGUGUUCAAAAUACCAUUAUUAUUAUUAUUAUUAUUAUUAUUAUUAUUAUUAUGAUUGCACUAAUUGAUAUUGUGAUAAACUCUGUAAAUUCUUAAGUAUAAUACAUUAGUAUUAUUUCUACUGUGAAAAUAUGCUGUAUUGUUAUAUUAUGGAGUAGUUCUGUGAAAAAAAGAUUUGUGAGUAAUUACAUCAUCAGUAUUAGUUUGUUAGCGUUAGAACAUUGCAACAGCUCAUACCUAUUAACAUAGUCUCUUCAAUCAACUUCAAAUGUAUAUAUAUCAAUAUUAAACAGAUCCAAAUAGCCUACCAUUCAGAGCUCAGUCACAUUCAUUCUCAGAUAUAUGCUGUUAAUCCAGUUUUCAACCAACAAACUAAUACUUGAAAACUGUAUUUAAAAUGUUAUGAAUUGUUUUGAGUUUGUUGCCACCAUUGUGUUUUAAAUACUUAACGCUUGGUUUAAUUAUUAAAAUGUGGUAUGACCUCUUUCUCUCAAAUUACAUGUGUGACCAGUAUAAUACAUUGUAUUGGUACAACUGUAAUUCAUAAAAAGAGCAUGGAAUCACUUUAAAAACAUAUAAUUGUAAUGUAUCUAAAAGAGGGUUACUUUCCAUAUGUUUUACGAUUUACAGUGCAUAAAUCAAAGUAUUAUGUAUAGGCCAAAUACUAGGCAUUCAAUUUUAAUAACAAUUUCCAUUUUCCCCACACUUAACAUCACCUGGAACUUGGCCAGUAUAGAGUACCCUGAAUCUGUGAGGCAUUGGAAAGAGCCAAAAUGAACGGCCAGUGCCACCUUCCAUAUGUAUCUAAUUAACUUUUUAAUACACUUUGACUAUGAUCUUAUUAACUGCUGAUAUCUAUUCAUGGCUUUCCAUUUGCAACUAGUAAUAUAAUUCAAUAUUGUACAGUAUUAUAUAAAUGAUACAUUUAUAUCUCAGACAUUAUAGACAUUAAUUUGCAAAGGUUCAAGUGGUCAUAGGUCGUAGACGGAUAUACAAUAGCAUGGCCGUACCUAAGGGUGUGCGAGCAGUGGCAUGGGACAGGGUAGAGUGCUUUGGGGUGGGGAGGGUGGCACAAUCGUAGACCCUUAGCCCCUGCUGUGCUGCUGCUGCUGCUGCUGUGCUGGCAUUCAGACAACGCACCGUGCAUUCUGCACAGCUGCUAGGAGCGUCCUCAGACUGCUCCUUUCAGUGUUCGUUGCUACGGUUAUGGACGGCGGUGGCACACUACAGCCCUGUUACAGGGCAGCACAAUAUAGGUUUAAUAUUUUUGUAUUAUUAUUAUUAUUAUUAUAUGCAUAGUAGGAGAUAAUGACUAGCAAGAGUUUUAAAGCAACCAAGGCAUACAUAUCUCAACUCUCAAUGAGGAUAAGCCUAGAUACCAAAUUGUGCUUUGACAGUCCUGAUAUACUGUAAAUAUGUUUUCCAGUAAUAUAAGACAUAUCUGGUAGGUGUCUGGCUACACUGACUCACGCAGAAGGCUGUUUUAAAGUCACAGUUUUCCUUUGCAUAUUUAAUUCAAUGGGUUUCCUCUCCUUAAAUAUCAAGCUAUUUGCAAUAGCUGCAUUAUUUUUGUACAAAACAUUUAAAUAAACCACUCACAAUUAUAUAAAUGAAAAUAUUGACUAAAAUAAAACCUGCCUGUAAAUAAAUAUAAACACAACAAGAAUUUAGGAGGAACAAUUGUAUAUGGGUAUGGGAGUAUAGAUUUUGUUAGGGAAUCAUAACAGAACUAUUGUUUUUAUGGAAAAGAUGCAAUGGCGUAUGGGAGCAGGGCCCCUGGGUCCAGGGGGAGACCAAACCAUACACCCUGCACUGAUUUCUUCAAUACCCCUCCGGAGUCCCACAGUAGUGCUGCAGAAAGUACUUUGAAAAUGGCGUGGUGGCCAUUUUCCAGCACUUUUCAAAUGCGCAGUAGGGAAAUCACUGGGAAAAUGGCCACCACGCACAUGCGCACUAGAAUCUGGCACAGCACAAAGGACUACUGCAGGGCAGAGAGGUCGGGGCCCGGAUGGAGGCUGCACACAGGCUCCCUCCUCACUUAAUACGCCCCUGCAGAGAUAUGAUUGGUGUACAAAAACUGGGAGAAGAAUUUAUAAAAGAUAGAAAAUGGAUAGUAGGAGCAGAAGAAGGAAAAGGGAAUAGAUAAGGAGAUGUGCUAAUCGGUUCCAUGGAAACUUUGGUCUAAAAUAAAGUUGACAAUGCAUUAUAAACACUGUUGGUGAAUAUUUAUCCUGUGGUUUUGCUUUUGUUCCAAGUUCUGCGGUGUGUUGCUCUGACGGUGUCAUCUCCUUCACUCCUGUUGAUGAAUUGCUAUCUGUAUUUACUUUUGUAGUACUUAAUAAAGUGGAUGAAGCAGCAGAA